AUGGAUCACCAAACUAUCGCUCCAUUCGAGAUGCAUAAAGUAUGCCGAUUGUGUUUGCAGCAACUUCAACCCGGUUCCCUGGUGGAUCUGUUCACCCCCAACUUUUCCAUCCGUCCGUCGGAGAUGAUUGCUCGGUGCGCUUCGGUUGAAAUCUACGAAAAAGACGGCCUACCGGGUGCAAUCUGCAAUGACUGUUUCUAUAAGUUGGGCAUUGCAUUCGAGUUCCGGAAUCGGUGCGAAAGUUCCGAUCAAAAGCUACGGAGUUACGUGCGAGAACAGCACGAUGGCUGUCGGCCGGUCUCGUCGGUGGUGCCCGCAGUGGCCAAAGAUGACGAGAUUUACGCUGCCAUGAGUGAGAUUUUCGGCGACGAGGAGGAACCGAUUGGAAGUAAAAGCUUGGAAGUGCUUUCCGAGUGCAAAUCCGAUGUGCUUCUCGAAACUACAAAGACUCACAGGAAUGCCAAAAAAGUGGAACCGAUGAAAAAGCGAGCCCAGCUGGAUGAGCUGUUGGUGAAGCAUAGAGCAAAACUGAAGGAAGAAGGCAGACAAGUGAAUAUCUUCCGACAAAAGAAAUCUUCGAAAAAGACUGAACAAAAAGAUUCUAAAAGAGGAACGCUGCUAAAAGAACCGGAACAUUGUGUCACCUGUGGUAAAACAUUCAAUUACAGUGGAUAUCUGCUUGCACAUCAGAGGAUUCACACGGGGGAGAAGCCAUUUGUGUGUCAGAUUUGUAAUCGUCGGUUUGCUCAAUCAGGAAAUUUGCAGUUACAUCUACGGAUUCACAAUAACGAGCGCAAGUUUCAGUGUGAGAUAUGCAGUAAGCUUUUCAGGACAUCCAGCAAUCUGCAUGCCCACAGGAAGACACACUCGGAGGAAAGGAAUUUUCCCUGCUCGCUAUGUGAGCGAGCUUUUCGAACGGCUCAGGAGCUUAAAAACCACUCAGAGACACACAACGCGAUCAAAAGUUAUGUUUGUCAGCUCUGUGAUGAUCGUAAGGCAUUUCAAAAGCAAUCAUAUCUGAAUAGCCAUGUCAAAACAGUUCACAUUGGUGUUAAACGACAUCGUUGCCAGGAUUGCGGUAAAAUUUUCUCCAACAGUUCCAACCUGAUUGCCCACCGGAGGGUGCACAGCGGCGAUAGACCUUACAAUUGCAAAGAGUGUGAUGCAAAGUUUACCCAAUCCCCGGCUCUACUGAGACACAUCAAAGCCAAGCACCGACCAAAGCCAGCAGAACCUGUCAUACAGGAGGAAAUCACAGACGAAGUGCUGGAACCAUCCGUUGAUGUAGAUGAGAAUGCUUCCUUGGAUAGCGCUACCAGUUCUGAACUAUCCGUUGCCACUUCGUUGAUUGAGAACCAUUCCGGCUACAAUAUGCCCUAUAUGCCGACGUACGUGCCAUCACAACCGCAACAUCUGCAACACCAAAUGCCACCUAGUCAUCACCAUUUGGCUUCGUCUUCCGCCAUGCAGAUGCCUCCAACGGCCUCCGGUGGUAACAUGUAUGCCUCAUCCGAUCCCUAUCAGUAUCCUGCUGCGGCAAACCCAUCAGCUAUGCAAGCCCAUCACUAUCCGACGCAGCAGCAUUUGGAUGUUGGCGGAGGCUACGACAUGUGUUACACUAUGCCCGCCCAUACGGUGCUUAAUCCAAGCCUGAUGAAUUCGCAACCGACUUACAUCUUCGAUCAAUAAAAAAAAAAAAGAUUUCAGAUCGUGGUAGUUUCCUGUAGUCCUCCUCUGGUACCUGAUCCAUCUGCUCCUUAUGUUAGAAGGGGUCUGGUACGUUUGGCAUAAGGCCGUUUGGCAUAAGGACAUUUGGCAUAAGGACGUUUGGCAUAAAAGACAUUUGGCAUAAAAGACGCUUGGCAUGAAGGACGUUUGGCAUAAAGAAUAUGUGAAAUAUAUUUUCCCUCUGGAGAAAAAUUAAAGAACAACCUUCAACGGAAAGAAGGCAAACUUGA
Molecule: messenger RNA, 1958 nt
Organism: Aedes albopictus (Asian tiger mosquito)
Lineage: Eukaryota; Metazoa; Arthropoda; Insecta; Diptera; Culicidae
Product: zinc finger protein 90
Exons: 2
Coding region: 1-1689 (562 amino acids)
Biological process (GO): regulation of gene expression
Cellular component (GO): nucleus
Molecular function (GO): zinc ion binding
Source: RefSeq, a predicted model, not a curated record